AUGUUAUGGGACUUGCAAUGUCUCAUUCUCACUCAACUAGACUAUCCAGAUAUUCAAGGGUUUAUUGAUUAUUAUCAUAAUACAUAUGGACCAUUCAGUCGAUUUUCACCACAUAUGUAUAACCAUUAUCAUAAUAUAACAUCGCGAACAAUUAAUUAUUUGGAAGAGGAACAAUCACUAGCAUCGAUUGCAAGAGUACGAGAUGAUAUGCGAGCACCAGCUCCAAAACGUCAAAAAAAUAAAGUUAUAAGAGAUAAAUGUCUGAUAAAAUUAUGGCAACGUUAUGAUGACAGUCGUAUUGACAUUACAGCGUUCUUGAAAGCUGUCGGUAUGAUAUAUUGUCAAAAUGUUAAAUAA
This is a messenger RNA of Didymodactylos carnosus, 357 nucleotides long. The record is from the annotation of a GenBank genome assembly. Lineage: Eukaryota; Metazoa; Rotifera; Eurotatoria; Philodinida; Philodinidae.